Molecule: messenger RNA, 1524 nt
Organism: Dracunculus medinensis (Guinea worm)
Lineage: Eukaryota; Metazoa; Nematoda; Chromadorea; Rhabditida; Dracunculidae
Source: the annotation of a GenBank genome assembly
AUGAUAAUCUCAGGGGUUGACUCAGGAAUUGGCGAAACGAUAUCAACACAUAGUGAUUUUAGUUGCUGUUUCACUGCUCAACAUGGUUUAUCAGCGGGCACAAAAGUAUCACUGAAUGGUCAAAUAUGUAGCAACACUAUCUCAACUGAUACCAAGAUGAAUAAUUUGGUUGAUAACAAGGAAACAACUGAUGUUAAUUUCGUAUCUGAUGAGUUUGAUAUAAGUGAGGCAGAUGCUGAACGAUUGACAACAAAUUUAAAUGAUGAAGAAUUUGUGGCUAAAUUCGUUUUAGCUGAACAAAUUUGCAGCUCUCAUCUGCCUUCAAAUUCUGUGUUCCAUAAAUUAACAGUAGUUCCAUUACGACGUUUGUUGAUUGGUUCUUAUAUUUUUCCGAUAAAAGGAAAACACAAAAGAGAUCGACCGAUAUUUGCGAUUUCGCUUUUGACCGAUCAGUUUAAAAAAAAGCAUGUAAUUUAUAUCGAUUUGAAUUUUAAAUUCUUUUUAGGCAUUAUCUCACGUAUGUUAUCAGUUUUAAGUCCAUUCUUUUUCAGCCAAGAUUGGUAUAUGCAAAGACAAGAAACAUUUGAAAAUAUGUUUUUAGAUAUCAUUUGCCGGUUAAAAGCAGCUUAUACUGUUGAAGGUACUAUUGAUUUCAUUUGCCGAAUAACAAAUGAAAUUUCCUCAAUUCUAAGUAUACUUUCAGUCUUAGAACGGUAUCCUUUGUUUCCAACUGAUGAAGAUAUUAAGCUACGGCGAACAUUCUUUUUGCUGCUAUCUCUCGGUCGAAAUAAAUUCUUGGCUAAAGCUAUCACCGCAGUUCUUCAAUGCAAGGGGUACUGUGUUAUACUGGGUGAUUGUCGUGAAAAAGUCGCAAAAAUGAUCAGUACACUUAGCCUUUUCAUCAAUGAUGAGUUCAAAUGGAGUUGCUUAAAACCGUAUAAGCACUUAUAUUCACCAUAUAUUCGGUUGCAAGCUGUCUUCAGAGAUGAGCUUCCAAGGAUUAUCACGGAAGGCACUGCUUGCCACUGGUGUAUGGCUAUUAUAGAUGUGGAUAGGCAAAUUGUCUGCGUUUCAGCAUAUCCAAAACACCGAUUGAUAAAACAAAUGAAGCAAAAAGAUGAUGCGAUUCAAGAAAAGAUUGAGGCAGAUGCUGCUUUUUUGAUUUCUCAUUUCUCAUUUAGAGAGCUUCGAAAUUGUAUUGCUGAUCCAUGCGUGCGUGAAUUUCUUGCGAAAAUGGAUCUUCUUCCAUUUGAUCACGAUAUGAGGAUUGGUUUUAUUCGACAGUUUUCGCUCUUUAUUGAAAAUAAGGCGAAAGCUUUGAUAACUUGUUUGCAGGAUAUUAGCAAGCCAGGCGACGUGGAUAAAAGAAGCGCUAUUUCUUCCAAAUGGAGGUUAAAAUCUGUGAGAAAAGCUCUGGAUUUGACGGUGGAUUCAACAUUUUCUGUUGUUGUUGCUGAAGCUGAUCGAAUUUUGCCCGACAUUGCUGAAUUCAUCUGUCAGUGCCGUGAAAUCAUAAGAGAUUAA